AUGUCGAUGGUUGCGUCGGCAUUGAUGCGUCAGGUUGAGAAACCAAAGGUGAUGAGCAAGGCCAUGACAUGGUCAGAACACCUUGCCUUCCGACAUGUUCCCUACAGAAGAGAUUGCAGAGUUUGCCAAGAAAGCUCUCAGCAGUGCCCACCGCAUCAAACAGUCAAAGAUCCCAUUGCAGGAGUCCUAUCCAUUGACACGGCUGGACCUUUGAAACCUGCGUAUGACCUUGGAGGACAUCAGGUUAGAUACUUCCUGGCAGGGGUGCUCACUUGGAGGGUUCCGAAAGGGACAGACAAAAUGAAAAAUCCGGAGGAGGAGCCUGUGCCGGAUGAUGCACCGGCGAUACCGGCAGAUCAGCCGAUGCCGUUGGGUGAGAACGGGCGAAGGCCUUGGGACGGGUCGGAGGCUGAUGAGCCUCUGGUCCAGCUCCCGGGCGUUGGUGAGGACGGGUCGGAGGCUGCGGAUGAGCCUCUGGUCCAGCUCCCGGGUGCGCCCCAAGGACCUCCCAAUUUGGACGAGGUCACUGAACUUCGAAGGUCCAGAAUGGCGCUACCAAUGGCAUCAAAGAAAGCCAAGGAGGUGGCCAACACGGUGAUGGAGUUUGUUCUCAGGUUGAGGACUGAAGGGUUCCAUGUUGGACGCAUUCACUCUGAUCAAGGUAAUGAGUUUGCCGGCGAGUUCAAAAGGUGGGCGAAGCAGAGGGGGAUCUAUUUGACAAAGACCCCUGGAGAUGAUCCCAGUGGAAAUGGAAGGGCGGAGGUCGCUGUCAAGGCCUUCAAGAACCAGAUCCGUCGAACUCUUAGAGAAGCAGAGGAGGACUCAAAGUGGUGGCCGUGGGCAUUGAGAUAUGUCAAUGAGGUCAACAGAUGCGUGCGCAUGGAGACCAAACCAGAAUGGCCGAGGUUUUUGCAGGAGGUGAGGGUGAGAAAAAGGACAUGGAACAAAGAUGACCUUUCUACACGAGUUGAGAAGGUUCGUUACCUUUGCCCUUCAGUUGAGAACCACGGCAGAGAUGCACAGGAGCGGAGGAGGCAUAUCAGAGGAAAGUCGGCAGUGCGCAAGAUGGAUGCGCCUGUGGCCAACCCAGAAGAGGUCCAGGAGGAGCUUGGAAAGGUUGGAAGGAUGAGAGUUCAGAAGGUGGUGGAAGAGGAGAUGCAGGGCUUGAUCAACGAUGUUGAAGAUGAGAAGGAGGAGAUAUUGCAGACCAAGAUUGUCUCCCCGAAGGAGGUCAUCAAGAAUUGGCCAGAACGGAUUCCAUCCGUGCAGAGCGAGGCGGAGUCCUUAACAGUGGAGAAGUCAGCGUUGAAAGAGCUGACGAAAGAGGAGGUAGAAAGGUGGGUGGUUUGCGGAAAUCAUGAGGAACGACGUGAUGGAGAAGAAAACUACUCCGCUGGUGCUGAUGCCACGGCAUUUCGCCUGCUGGCGUGGGUAUCUUCAAAGAUGAGGUGGGCUGGCUGCACUUUAGAUGCGCGCACGGCGUUUUUGAAUGCCGACAUGGAGCAGGAUCCUGACGAAGACCUACUUCUUGUUCGACCACCUCACAUUCUGAAGGAGACCAAAUUUUUGAGGAGGGAUGUGUUGUAUCAACCUCUCCGCGCAGUUUAUGGCUUCCGCAGGUCACCAAAGCUUUGGGGAGCCCAUCGGGAUUCAACCAUGAGGGGCUUCCGCAUUGAGGCGAUUUUAGAUGAGGCUCCAGUGACUUUGAGGUUGAAACCAAUGGAGUCAGAGCAGAACUUGUGGAAGGUGGUGGUGGAAGAGCAUGGUUUGCAGGAGGAUGAAGAGGAGUUGAUCUCGAAUGGCCGUGUUGUCGGCUUGGUGAUGACGUAUGUCGACGACAUCUUCAUCUCAGGCCAAAAGGAGGUCGUCAAAGAGGUGGCUGCGAAGUUUCAAAGCACAUGGAAGACUUUGACCCCGGAAGAGGCGGGUGAAGUGCCAGUGAGAUUUUUGGGCAUGGAGGUCACAAGCCGUGGAGUUGAGGGGGAGGAUCAAAUGGAAUGGAGGAUGACCCAGGAGUCCUACGUCAAAGACCUCUUUGCCCGAUAUGAAGAUCAUGGGAAGCAGCGAAAACUUCCCAUCACUCGAGACCAGGCGAUGAUGACGCCUGACACCAUGGAGCCAUCAGCAGAAAGCGUCAAGACCUCGCAGAAGCUGAUUGGCGAACUACUGUGGCUUGUCAGCAGGACCAGGCCUGAUUUGAUGUUUGGAGUUUCACGAAUGGGAGGAAAUGUCUUGAAGUCGUCCCAGUGCAUCAAAGAGACUGCAGCGCAGAUGCGUUCCUACCUCAAAGGGACCCAAUCAGAGGGGCUUUCCUAUAAAGAGAAGCCAGAGGAUCCAGUCACGCUGUACGUCUACUCCGACUCAAGCUUUGCUCCUGAUUCAGAUGAGUCGCAUGGAUGCUUUGUGGUCACGAUCAAUGGUGGCCUGAUGUUUUGGAGGAGUGGUCGACAGAGCACGAUCACCCUGAGCACGGCUGAGUCGGAGCUUAUGGAGUUGGUUGAAGCGAUGGUGGCUGGCGAAUCAGUCUACGUGAUCAUCUCCGAGCUCUUUGGCGAGGUCAACAAGAUGGCACUUUGUGAUUCCCAAGCUGCGUUGGCCAUUUUGGUGAUUGGCAGCUUAGGAGAACGCAUGGUUGCCGAUCUUGGCACAAAAGCAUUGACCUCCACAAGAAUCGAGGUUUUGAAGUCGAUGCUGGGCAUGAACAAGGUAGACCGUCCAGCAGAAGAAGAAGGAGAAGUGAAUGAAAAGCCCGAAAAGAAAGCGAUCAAAACAGGAGUUGCAGAAGUGGCCGCUACGGCCAUCAAAUUGAUCACACUGGCAGCCACUUUGCCAGUGUCCAAUGCGCAAGAAGAGGAAGAAGAGAACUAUGGAGAGCUCUGCCAACUGAUGAUGAUCUACACCGUCUUGGUGGUGCUGAUCACGAUUGUGGUCCAGACUUUGUGGAAGGUGGACACGCAACGUGGCCAGCGCUACAGAACAGUGGAGAGUGGGAUGACGGAAAGGUCCAGGCGUGGCUUCCAGUCCAGCUCCCAAAGGGGGCAGCUGCUCGCUGGUGAGAACGGGAGGAGAGACCCUCAGUCCAGCUCCCGGCUGAGCCCACUCAGCGGAGGGCCCCGAUCAAUGGGUCAAAGGGGUCAAAAUGCUUCCAGCUCUUCAGAAGGAAGCUCAUCAACUUCAACGAGUAUGACGGGUCACAUUGAGAAUGCCAUCCAAGACAUUGCUGCAGAUGAGGUGACGCUGUGGAGGCACUACAAUCAAAAGGGGCAUUUUCCGCCAAUUCAGGAAGAUCACUUUAAUGCUGACUUGGGCUUUUGGUGUUUCGCAUGGAACGGUGUACCAUGCCACCCGGUCGUGCACUCAAUUGCAGGGGCUGAGAACUGGGCAUGCCAGAGAAUUCCAGUGGUGCGAGCUUUGCAGUGA
Cladocopium goreaui is the source of this 3420-nucleotide messenger RNA. NCBI's taxonomy places the organism in Eukaryota, Dinophyceae, Suessiales, Symbiodiniaceae. The record is from the annotation of a GenBank genome assembly.